CUGUGCAGAGCCAUUAAGUCCCAUUCUCAUCCCUGCAAAGUCAACCAGACAGUUCGGGGAGCCAACCGCAUCUGUCAUCUUGAAGCCAUUAGACCAAUUGCAGGGUGAAGGGGGAGGGAGCUUGGCACACUGAUCUCUGUGUGCAGCAUCCCUAGAGCAGCCUCUGUUGUGUGAAAUACAAGAAAGGGCAAUGCGGAGGGAGUAGAUCGUUGGGGGUUAAACUGAGAACAGGAAAGGAAUCUCUCGGAAGCUGCUGGGAUAUGGGCCUUGGUGUAUGGAGUCCAUCUUCUGAGAAAAUUGCUGUUUUGUCAAUGUAAACAAUCUGUGCAGUACCUGCAUUGCUAAAGGGGGAAGCAGAAGAAGAGGAGCAGGAGGAGGAGGGGCAAACACCCUCUUCCAAUGAAAUUUUACCUUCUCCAGCUAGCCCCAGCCUGCCGCAGCUCACCUCUGAACUCUUGCAUGUUAUGUGUUAAGUUUUAGGUCUUAUUCUCCAGAUCAAAUGGCCGACGCAUCAUCAGUGCAUCAACAAACCCCAUAUCGGAGGGAAAACACUUGUGUCAGUCAUGACACACACUAGAGCCUGACUGACAUAACUACAUCAACAGAGAGGUUCGAAAAACAUCCUUCAGUUUAAACAGUUACAUCUGACCAUGGCUGUGACUCCAGCUAAAACAACUACAAGUGUUCUCUCCACUACUGCCACAACCACACCAAUCCUGUUCCCCUCAACGAGCGCCAGAGACAAUAUCACCUCCAGAACAACAUUAAUGACUGUUACUAUAACAACAAAUGAGAGCAGCUUCAACGCCACCUCAUUUCCAGAAGUAGUGAUCAAGGGCUCAGGAAUGGGAAUGGUGCUCGUACCCUUUGGCAUUAUCACUGUCAUUGUCUUAGCAGUGGCACUGAUGUUGUAUAUUCGAAAACGGAAGCGGUUGGAGAAACUGAGGCACCAGCUCAUGCCCAUGUACAACUUUGACCCGGCUGAAGAACAGGAUGACCUGCUGGAACAGGAACUAUUGGACCAUGGCCGAGAAGGCAGCCUCACAGGUCCCAAUGCCAAAACCCUCACAACCUCCCAGGGGACCACGCAGAGGCCCAGUCGUCUGGUCUUCACAGAUGUAGCCAAAGCUCUCAAAGCUUAACAGCUCUUUUCCCAGUAGAUGGUUUCAGUUUGCAGGGGCCACUGGCCUCAUCAAGAUACAGGCCAUUGCUCAGGAAAGAAAACAAUAGGGAAAACAGAUUUGAUGGAGCUUUGAUGAACAUUUUUAUCACUAUGACACAGUAUGUGAAAUGGUAGUGGUUUUCAAAUCAUGGGGAAAAAAACAGGGUGCAUGUAUAUGAAAAGGGAGUAUAGCAAAAAGCAUCACGUAGGAUCUGGCACUGUUAUCAUUUGGCAUACAAAUGCAGUGUGAAUCACUUUUUUAAAAGUCAUGUGUCACUGCUGUUCAGUAGCUUGUCAGUGAAGUUCUUCAGAGCUUUAUACUGUAUAUAUACAUCCAUGCUUCAUAAGGGAAGAGUGAAAAUUUGUGUUAUACUGAUUUUUGUGGUCUCUGACAAGCUUGAACACUGAAUGUGUUACCAUCCUUAAAUGAACUGCCAUUUUAUUUCUUCUUUAUUGAGCAAAGGUGGUUUGUUUCUCUGUGUAUGCAUUAUAAAGGUUUAAAUUCUCAAAA
Messenger RNA from Monopterus albus (swamp eel), 1673 nucleotides. RefSeq names its product chromosome unknown C3orf18 homolog (gene cunh3orf18). The record is from RefSeq and is a predicted model, not a curated record. NCBI's taxonomy places the organism in Eukaryota, Metazoa, Chordata, Actinopteri, Synbranchiformes, Synbranchidae. The transcript has 5 exons. The coding region runs from base 651 to 1142 and encodes 163 amino acids.